GUCCAUUGUACAGCGGCCAAGCAGGCUGCCAACACAACGAAACAAAUAUUGAUUGAACCCUCCGCCAUGAAUCGUGGUACCAGCAACCGUGUCGUAUUUUGGUAGAUGUGGUAUCAGUCAGGUUAUGAUAACCGUAAACUCGCACACUAUUGUUUUUACAGCUAUAUUUUUGAGGUUAUGUUAUGUUUUGGAAAAGACUUUUCGAAUUUUCGAAACGCAAUUACGUUGUAGUGAAAACCGUGAAUGGACACUGUCGCCAUUUCGGUAUUUACGACCAAAAGAUGGAUACGUUUUUUAAAAAUCAGACGUUGUUCGUCGUGAUUGGAUGUACCGGUACUGGGAAAACAAAAUUAGGAGUAAAACUUGCCAAAGAGCUUGAUGGUGAAGUGGUGUCAGCUGAUUCUAUACAAGUGUACAAGGGGUUGGAUGUGGCAACGAAUAAAGCGACCGAAGAAGAAAUGCAAGGAAUCACUCACUAUAUGAUGGGUACUGUGGACUGGAGUACAGAAUUUAACGUUCACCAAUACAGAAAUCAAACUUUAAAAAUUAUUUAUGACAUUUAUUCGAGGGACAAAGUGCCAAUUUUAGUGGGAGGAACGUGUUAUUACGUAGAAUCCAUAAUUUAUGACAACUUAUUGCCCGAUAAUGUUAAUGAAGAACGACAACCAGAAGAAACCGUGACUUGCGACUUAUCCAACCAGGAGAUUGACUUGUCGUUGAACGCUUUUCGCCAGUAUCGAAUGUUUCGGCAUACUACCGACAUCGUACCAGUUCCUGACAACUUGGACUCAGCUAAGCACUUGUACUUAGAAACGUUGAGAGAAACGGUACGUUUCGUUAAGAAUAUGUUGCCAGCUUUAUCAAUCGAACUGUACCGCAAUACUUUCGUUGAUAUUGAGGAUCAGACUUUUCCCGUUCAUCUCAAUAGUGAUUUAGUCGAGUGUGAAUUAAAUGCAAUGUAUUCGCACGGUGUUCGUUGUUUGAAUGCCAUAAAAAAGACCCUUAAAAAGGGGUCAACCCUGGAAAAUGUACAGUUUGCUGUUCUAGUUGAGGACUGUCGACUUGCUGACCGGAAACCGUUCAUGCAAGAUGACGUGGAGUACUGCUUAAAUGAGUUGGUUUUAGAUUCAAACGAUAAUGGAGUAGUUAUCAAAGAGGCACUUUACAAAUUGCACUUGGAACUAGAGAUUAGGGCUGAGCGUAUAAUGCUGGCGCUGUUGGUCAACGAUGAAAAGACUGUCGUCGACCUGUUAUCGCCAGAAAGACUCAAGUUGCAUGCAUUUUAUUUCGACCCAGUGACCGCCAACACUCUCCAUCCGCACAAUACUCGCAAAGUUUUUAGGUCUAUACAAGUAUAUUUGAUGCAGGGACGAAGGCAAAGUGUUUUUUUAAAAGAGCAAAGGACGACACAAGUUGUUGGGUCUGAAACUCCUGUAAUGGCUCUUCGAUUCCGCGAAGUUCAUAUAAUGUGGCUAACAUCCGAUAUGGAAGUUUUGGACAAAAGAUUGGAGGACCGCACGGACCAAAUGGUUGAAAGAGGAUUAAUUAGUGAACUUUGUCAAUUUAAAAUAGAUCUAGUCGAUAAAAUGGGUAUAAAUGACGACGUCCAGCUGGAUUAUACUAAAGGUGUAUUACAAUGUAUAGGACCAAAACAAUUUGAGAAAUAUACAGAAAUCCCAGAAGAUAAACGUCAUACAGAGGAGAGUAAAAGAAUUUUAAAAGAAUCUGUGAUAGCAAUGAAGUGUGUAACUAAGAAAUAUGCAAGAAGACAAAUUAAGUGGAUUAAUAAUCGUUUCCUGAAAUCCAAUGAUAAACAGGCUGCAUCUGUCUAUAAAUUAGAUUGCACUGACACCAAAAAUUGGGAUCAGCUCAGUGAACAAGCUGUUUACCUGGCCAAUGUGAUUUUAGGCCGAAAGCCUAAAUUAGAUGAUACAAUUCAACCAAUGAUUAUUAGUAACCAACCUACUAUUGAACCUGUAUAUGGUACAUUUUAUUGUAAUGACUGUGCUCGAUUAUUUUCUAAUGAUAUACAGUAUAACAUUCAUAUGACAUCAAAAAAACACCAAAAAAUAUCUUUAAAAAGGAAACGAAAACUUUUAGAUUCACAGUCUAAUAAUGAUGAAACUAAAAUUUUUGAUCAUUAAUAUGUUUUAAAAUUGUAUUACAUGUUAUAGUUAUUAGAGAAUAUUAUCAAUUUUGAUAAUUCAUUGUUAAGUAAUUGUUUAAGAAAUAAUUUUUCAUUCUUGUUGUUAAUAUAUAUGUUUAUAUUCCUUUAUAUUUUAUUAAUUUCUUUAAUCAACUAUUAGGCUAUUAUGAAUUUGUAUGUUUAUUUUUAUUUUGAUAAAAUUAUCUAAUAUUAGUUUUAGGUAAAUGAAAAUGUUAUUUUAUAAAGAACAAGACUGAUGAUACUAUUGUUAUUGUAUAUAAAUAUUUUAUUGUUGAAUAUG
Messenger RNA from Daktulosphaira vitifoliae (grape phylloxera), 2447 nucleotides. RefSeq names its product tRNA dimethylallyltransferase. Gene Ontology annotation, biological process: tRNA modification. NCBI's taxonomy places the organism in Eukaryota, Metazoa, Arthropoda, Insecta, Hemiptera, Phylloxeridae. The coding region runs from base 183 to 2144 and encodes 653 amino acids. Gene Ontology annotation, cellular component: mitochondrion. Gene Ontology annotation, molecular function: tRNA dimethylallyltransferase activity. The transcript is spliced from 9 exons. The record is from RefSeq and is a predicted model, not a curated record.